This is a messenger RNA of Exserohilum turcica Et28A, 1721 nucleotides long. RefSeq lists its product as uncharacterized. NCBI's taxonomy places the organism in Eukaryota, Fungi, Ascomycota, Dothideomycetes, Pleosporales, Pleosporaceae. Bases 171 to 1514 code for a protein of 447 amino acids. The record is from RefSeq and is a predicted model, not a curated record. The transcript is spliced from 3 exons.
CAGACUCCUUACCCUUACAAUAACUGCCUGGUUGCUCUGGUUCCCCCGCAAUCUGCGUCGGGGUACGGACCGCUUACGAACCGCCAACUCCCAACUACAACCUAAUCAAGGCCACAGUGGCGACACCUUUGCGAAAACUCACCCAGCAGCCUCAGGCUUCGCGCUGCACAAUGCGCGAUCUCCGCAAACAGGCUCUCGAGAGCCACAAGACCAUCUCGCGCAAGGCCCGCUCGCGCGUCGCAUCCACCACAGCCUCAAAAACCAACUCAGCUGUCGCAUCGCCAGCCCAGUCGCGCGCAGCCAGUCGCAGUCGACAUGACACUGACGAUGAAGACGAGCUGAGCGACGGCACCGCAUGGAGCACCGCCUCCAUUGACGAUAUCCUCAACGGCGAAGAUGUGAACAUCUCCGAAGAUGCGUGGAAGACGGAGCUCAACACGCGCAUCGAGCAGAUUAUCAACCUCAAGCGCAGCAGCACUGAGGGGCGCGCCGAAAGCUUGAAUGCAUACGCACAUAUCCUCAUGGCCCGCUACGCAAAGAACGAAGUCGAGGGCCACAUCAACGAACUUGUGUCUUCCAUGAUUAGGAGCAUUAGGCAAGAGACGACAGAAAAUGAGGUUGUCAAGGCCUUGAAAGCACUUGCAGUCACUGCUGUUACCGUCGAUUCCGACACCCUCUACGACGGUGUCGCCGACCAGCUCAAGCGCACCAUACAGUCUUCGUCGUCGAUCCCCGUCAAAGUCAGCGCCACUCAUACUCUCGGUACCACUGCCUUUUUUGCUGGUGCAGGCGACGAUGAGAUAUUGGAUAUUAUGAAUCUUUUCCUUGAGAUUGUCGAGUCAGACGGCGCUUCGAUCGACGCUCAAGACGCAGGCAAUAUUGUGAUUGCUGCACUAGAGGAAUGGGGCCUGUUGGCUACCGAGAUUGAGGAUCUGGAAGAGGAGACCGAGGCCGCCAUGGAGGCCUUUGUUGAGCAACUCGACAGCGCAGACUCGGGUGUGCAAAUUGCAGCAGGCGAGAAUAUUGCGCUCUUGUACGAGAAGUCACUCACUCCACAAGAGGAGGACGAAGAUGUGGAAGAUGAUGCUGAUUCCGACGAUCCGGAGUAUGUGCGCGAUGGGCAAAAACUGGUGAAGCGAUACACAGUCUACCGAAGGCAGGACCAGCUUCUGCAUACCCUCGACGAACUCGCCAACGUCUCGACCCGCCGCAUAUCCAAGAAGGACCGCAAAGCCCUGCACUCUUCGUUUGCAGACAUUCGCAACUCUGUUGAGAAGCCCAGCCGCGGCCCUGCGUACUCGAUGGCGCUGCACGAGGAGACUGGUAGGGCGUAUGGGGCAGGCAGGAUGAAAGUCAAAAUCAACAGGAGUGUUGAAGUCAGGAUUGAUAAGUGGUGGAAAUUACAGAGGCUCAACGCGCUCAGACGGACGUUGCAGGGCGGCUUCACGUACCAUUACGACCAGAACGGGCUGGUGUCGACAGCGAUCCCGUUCUCCAUGUCCGCCAGGCGGUAAUGACGCGGAUGGACAUGGUUGUUUUGGAAUUUGAAGUUUUAGAAAAAGAGUCUCAUUCUUACUCACAUGGAUACCUAGUAGGGAGGGGGUAUUGUUAGGGUUUGCUCGGAUUUUAGUAUGGCAAAAAGAUGCAUGAGCGAGAGAGGGCCUGAGAGCAAGUUUGUCAAGUAGCCAGCAUUCGAUAACUCAUAUCACACCAUGCUUUAC